GUUUACAAUCAUGAUGUGUGCAGUUGCAUAACUGCCAAGAAAUACACAUUACCAUGUGUUAUUUUUUUUACCACCUUCAAUAAUGGUUUUGCAGUGAGGCAGUUUUACAGUAGGUCUACUAAUAGGACCAUGUCAUUCGAAGCAUGACUGUCAGUUGUCAGAUUUUGGCAACAUGUUGGUAACUCAGUCAUAAGUCAUAACACAAACACAGUAGUUUCUUUUUGUGGAUUUUGUGGAAUAGAAACUUGUGAGAAGCUGAGGGAAAAUGGUACUGCCCAAAUUAAUGAAAGUUUUUAGAAUAGCUAAUGAACACUAUGUACAUAACAAGGUGUUCCACCUGAUGAAAAACAUGGGCUAAUUAUAGAAAGAACAGACAUUCUUUCUGAUGGCACCUCCCGUCAGUUCACUAAGAUCUCUCUCCAAGAGGUGGAUGAGAAAGUCCGAAUCAUGGCUGAGAAAGUGUACGCUUCAGCUCUGAAGGAAGAAGAGUCUAUGAACAGUUUGUCCAUGUUCACCGUCCCUGAGGACUGUCCCAUUGGCUUACACCAGGCCAAGGAGUGGGAGCUACGCAAAGAGAUUGAGGAGCAGAUGUCAGAGAAAUCGGUCAAGAGGAGACAGAGUUUAGAGCUGUUGCGAUCGCAAUACUUGCAAAUCCCCAUCACUUCAGAUUGGGCUAUGUCUGUGAUUUCACCCCUACUGAACCCUUCCACAGCCACAGGCCUUAAGCCAAAGAACAUCCCAGAAUUCCAGAGGGUCACCAUCAGUGGAGACUACUGCGCAGGGACAACAGUCGAUGACUACGAAAAGGCAGCAAAAACUCUGCUUGCAGCACUCUUCAUCAGAGAAAAAUAUUCCCGGCUGGCAUAUCACCACUUCCCGAGGACCACAGCCAGGUUUCUAAGGAGUGCCAAUAAUGAGAAAUGGAGUGAGGAGGAUGAAGUGCUGCCAGUUGACUCAUUUAGGAAGAGAGUGUUCUGGCACUUGUGGACACCCAGGGAAGUCCCGAAGCCUUCUUCACUGCAGUUGACCCCCUACCCUUGAAUUCUUGAUCCG
Messenger RNA from Pimephales promelas (fathead minnow), 1053 nucleotides. NCBI's taxonomy places the organism in Eukaryota, Metazoa, Chordata, Actinopteri, Cypriniformes, Leuciscidae. The record is from RefSeq and is a predicted model, not a curated record.